AGGCUUGACAAAGCGGCGCUUGCUGCGCGUUGCUAUGGUGACGUCGCGGCCUGCCUGCGGCCUGUGGGCGCUCCGUCGGCGCUGGCAGUGGAGCGUCCUUUGCGUUGCCCCAGUCAGUUGAAUGAGCCCAGGUAGCUCGGCCGCGCCAUGAACAGGUUUAAUAUUGUCUUGGGCCAGGGGAUACCCAGGCCGACAGCCCCCAAGGUUUCUGGAAUGAUGGAAGUGAUUGCUCCUGAAGAUGGAUUUGUCCUAGAAACACGUUUGCCUUUGCCAAGGCAUAGUGGCUUAGGAAGGACUGAUGUAAUGAAGGAACAGAAGAACAGACAAAAUGGAAGGUUACAUGUGUUUGGUCCAAAAGAAGAAGUAGUCCUUGAACACGUUCAAACAAUUCCACGCAAGGGAUGUGGAAAUGAAUCUAUAAGCAGGCCUUACACUCCAUCAAAGCAGAUCUUGUUACGUGCAGCUAAAUCCGUAGAAAAGGGGAAUACUUUAAAAAGAAUUGCAAGAAAUAAAAAUCCAAAGAUGAGUGUAAUAUUGCCUGACCGCAUAGAAGAAGAGACAGAAAUUCAUAAUGAUCAACAAUUAGAAACUGAUUUACAGAGGCUGAAUCACGAAACUAAGAUAACUGAGGUGAAGACAGAAUUGGAAGUCAAUGAUGAAAAGAUGAAAAAUUCCGCAGUUGUUGAAAAGCUACCCAACGAUGAGGUCAGUACUGAGAAGCAAAGGGAAGGUAUAGCUAAAGAAAAUGCCGACAAGAAGCUGCCAGAGAGUUCAGAGGACGAAAAUAAUGAACAAAGUGACUGUGAAGUUGAAAAGAGAAUUGCACCGCUACAGUUAAUGGGAGAGUUUCUGAAGGCAAUAAUGGAGCAGAAAUACAGCCUUGCAAAAAAGCUUUGUCAGAUGAUUCUGAUAUAUGAACCAGAAAACCCUGAGGCCCUGCAGUUUCUUCCACUUAUUGAGAAAAAACUAGUAUUGGAAAGCGAACGUGCUGCUAAAGAAGAUGAAGAAACCGGUGAAGAGAGCAGUGAAGAAGAUAGCAAUACAGAUAAAAGCGACACUGAAAGUGAAGCCAGUUCUGGAGAUUCUGAUAAAGAUGCUUAGAAAUUUGAAGAUACCACAAACGAGUGUGUUCUUAAUCAUCUUUUCUUUGAAAUGCACAUAUUAAAAUGAGCUGGAUUAAUUAGAAGAA
Podarcis raffonei (Aeolian wall lizard) is the source of this 1189-nucleotide messenger RNA. RefSeq names its product glutamate rich 2 (gene ERICH2). The transcript is spliced from 14 exons. The record is from RefSeq and is a predicted model, not a curated record. The coding region runs from base 148 to 1101 and encodes 317 amino acids. NCBI's taxonomy places the organism in Eukaryota, Metazoa, Chordata, Lepidosauria, Squamata, Lacertidae.